CUCUAGUGAGCGGUGUGUACAGCUGGCUCUCUAGGCUCCGGGAGCCCCGCUUGCUCCAAGCGCACUCCAGCAGUCCGUGUCUGCUCUUGCCCGGCUCGACGGCGACAUGGGUGUCCCUACCGUAUCAGAGGCCAGCAACCCGCGCUGGGGAACCCUGCUCCUCGCUAUUUUCCUGGCUGCAUCCAGAGGUCUGGCAACAGCCUUCAAGGUCGCCACUCCAUAUUCUCUGUACGUGUGUCCUGAGGGGCAGAACGCCACCCUCACCUGCAGGAUUCUGGGUUCCGUGUCCAAAGGGCAUGAUGUGACCUUCUACAAGACGUGGUACCUCAGCUCGAGGGGCGAGGUUCAGGUGUGCAAAGAACACCGGCCCAUACGCAACUUCACGGGGCAGCACCACCAUCAGCACCACGGAAGCCACCUGGCUGCCAACGCCAGCCAUGACCAGGCCCAGACACAUGGGCUGGAGCUAGCUUCUGACCACCAUGGUAACUUCUCCAUCACCCUGCACAAUGUGACCCUAAGGGACAGCGGCGUCUACUGCUGUCUGGUGAUAGAAGUCAAACACCGCCACCCAGAACAACGGUUUUAUGGGUACAUGGAGCUGCAAGUGCAGGCAGGCAAAGGCUCAGCGUCUACAUGCACAGCGUACCGGUCUAACGAGCAGGACAGUGACAGCAUCACGGCUGCGGCCCUGGCCACAGGCGCCUGCAUUGUGGGAAUCCUCUGCCUCCCCCUUAUCCUGCUGCUGGUCUAUAGGCAGAGGCAGGUGGCCUCUCAGCGCCGUGCCCAGGAGUUGGUGAGGAUGGACAGCAGCAACACCCAAGGAAUCGAAAACCCAGGCUAUGAGACAACUCCACCCUUCCAGGGGAUGCCUGAGGCCAAGACCAGGCCUCCACUGUCCUAUGUGGCCCAGCGGCAACCUUCUGAGUCAGGGCGGCACCUGCUCUCUAACCCCAGCACACCUCUGUCUCCUCCAGGCCCUGGGGAUGUCUUUUUCCCAUCCUUGGAUCCAGUCCCCGACUCCCCUAACUCUGACGCCAUCUAAACUGGCUGGGGCACCAUGGACCAUGGUCCCUGGCUCAGGGACGGAUGCACUUGAUCUAUGGCUGGCCUUUUAACAGACCUUUAGGCACCGACUCCAGCUUCCUUGCUCCUGCUCUGAGCCUAGACUCUGCUUUUACAAGAUGCAUGGACCCUCCCCUAUGACUUUCAGAUGCUACUUAGGGGCAGGGAGAAGAUGCUGGAUGGCUCAUUGCUGUUCUCAAGGUCUUGGGAUGUCGAAUUCUCCCUAGAGACUUGACUUCCGCCAGCCACAGACCUGCAUCCUACAAGCGUCCAGCUUGGCAACAGCCUUUCUUCAUGGAAACCAGCAGCCCGGAUGGGAUGAGGUAGGCACCCUGCCACCCUCCCAAGCGAGAGACACGAGAUGUGAGAGACUCCUGCACACUGUGAGGGUGUGACUGGUAUGCUUGUUUGCCUGAGGAUGCUUCUCUGUUAGCCUGACUCUAUCCUCUGGAUUCUGGAGCUUAGCCGGCCUAUGUCCCACUAGAGGAGCUACCUUAGCAGCCUUCCACCAGCAACCUGAGGGUCUGUCAACAGUUUAGUGACUCUGGGCUCUCAUUGCCUAUAUGGCUGUCCACAGGGCUCAGUGGCCAGAGGCUCCGAAACAGGAAGUACAUGUUAGGUUCAGGAACCACGGUGAACUCAUUAGUGUCUUGAGCAAUGUGAGGCCUGGACCAGCGGACACGGAGGGUGGCAAGGGUGUGAUGGGGACGAUGAGGGAGACGCAACUCCUUCCUGUCCUCGUCAUCCACCACUACCGCUGUUCAGUGUGGAGCAACGGCAAAGGUGACUGACCUCCAUGGUGUCCUAGUGAUGCUGGGCCCCUUCUAAGUGUGAAGGAGAUGCUAUUAAAAAGAAUAUGGGCAAUGGCUGGGAACAGCUACAAAUGGAUUGGAGGUACUGGCUGCAAGGCCCUGGGGGUGCAGGGCCUGGUAUGGGGGUGAGGGUGGGGGUUGCACUAAAGGCCUAGGGAUCACUCAGCUUCUGACCACUGUUCUUCCGAGCCUCACCUCAGGGUAACCUUCAGGCAUACAGAAGAGCUUGUCCCUGCUCCGAUGCUACUCUUGGCUGUAUCUCUAGGGUCUGGCAUGACCUGGGCACACAAGGGGAGUCUUCAGAAAGGAUUUUAAAGCAUGAAGAGAAAGGGUAGUUCCUUUGAGGUAGGAAUGGGGCAGCUGUUAUCUGAGAGUGAGGAGGGAUACGGCUGGGCAAGUCACCCUCCAGUCUCCAGAGGGACAGUAGCCCCAGUACUGGGAGAGCAGCAGCCCAAUGGUACCAUUUGUCUUUCUGUAGUGUCUACUGGCUGGGCUGAAUGGGUCCUGGGUAGGAAAGCUCAUGCUCUGGGCCUGCAGACAGGGAGACCCCCAUUCAUUCCCUGAGGACAGAUGGGGCCAGGGGAGAAGAGUUUCAGGCUGGAACACAGCAAUAAGCUACUUGCUGGGAACCUAGACAAGUUGUCUGGUAAGGUCCAAAAGCAUAGGCCCCUGUGGGAUGCCAGGUAUGCCUGGGGCUUGGCGACCCCAGAGGCUUUGUGUCAUCAUCAUAAGAGUGUUGGGGUGGCCAGGACUUCAAAACCCUUCUUCUGUUCCAGCCAUUGUCAAGACUCUAUGUAGUUACUACAGACAGAAUGUGUUGUUCUUUUGACUUUGGGGAUAAUGGGCCGGCAAAGUGUCAGCUGUUUUGUGGCAGGGCAGUGGGGCCUGUCAAAGAAUAAAACCCACAGAGCAGCUGUAUGAUGCGUGUAGCCUGUCCCCUGGGGGGAGCCUGACCUGUCUCCAGCCCUAAGCUUCAGACUUCAGCACCCAGAUGACUUCUAAGAAUUUGACUGUGGGGACCCCAGCAUGGCUGCAGCUCUGUGGAGAGGAGAGGGAGCCCCCAGCAGAAAGCCACUCACUUCCUGCCCAGCUUCCUCCUGUAGGGCUCUAGUCUCUUCUUCUCGGGACCCUACAAGCAAAGGCAUGUCAGCUUGGUGGUUUCCUGUUUUUGGUGAAGUUUUGUGUGGUCCGGGCUCUGUCUACAUCCAUGAACUUGGGUGCUACCACCUUGCUGCUGCUGUGGAGACAGCAGCAGAGUCUUGGGGUAGAAAAUGGAGAUGCCCUGAGGUGCUAGCCCUUGGGGCAUGAGAGGGGGGGGUGGUGAGACACAGUGGGGCAACUGAGCUUCCGAAGAGGAGGGAGGAGCCCUGUAGCCUCAAGGGCCAGAUUGGGUUCCUGGUACUAGCAGAAGCCUAGAGAGGGAAGUCUGUAUUUUGAGGAGGUAAUUCAUCCUUAGGAAAUCCAUCAGAAAUUUGGAGGGGGUACUUGAUCUAUCCCUAGAGGGUCUCUGCCUAUCUCUGAUGAAGCUCCCCCCAGCCCCCGGGACUGAGAUAGAAGGACCCAGUAGGAAAGGAUUCUGAUACAGCAGGGGCUUCUUGACAAACCAAAGGGCCACUGGUAGCUGUUGUGGACCAAGCUGGCCCUGCUGGAGUACUGAAGUGUGCCUUAGACCAACUUCUUAAAAGAGCAGCCCUGGGGUUACCCUACUUCUGCUGGGAAGAGGCAGAGAGCCUGGGAAGGGGCUAGCUCCUCCAAGAACUGCUCCCUGGAGGAAGGACUUGGAGGAUGCAGCUAGGCUAAGGGCUGCUGAGGGCCCUUUGUCUCUCCUAACCUGGGCACUGUUAGGAUGCUACCUCCUGGAAAAGGCUUUCCUGCAUGUGAGCUGGCACAGCGCCCCGGCGCUGAACCUACCACAGUGGGAGCUAAACUAAAAAUUUCCCAGGGAACUAAAAUAGGCAAAAGAGGAACUGGAGGAGGGGGGGUUGCCAAGCAGGAUGGGGGGUGCGAAAGUCUCUUGAAACAGACAGCCAGUCUGAGUACCAGUCCCAAACCACAGAGAAUACGGGCCAUCUGGCUCAUGCCCUGUAUGCUUGCUGCUUUGCCCUGGCACUUUCCUUCCCCCACAAUGGAUGCGAGUCCUGGGAGGAUGAGGACUAACGCCAGCCUGGGGAGCUGAUAGUUGACAGAAUCCUUGGGUAAAUGGGUUGAACCAGGACCUCAGGAUUCCACUCUGGGGAUCUAGCUUUGUCUGGGCCUGCGAGGAUCUCCAUAAUGGCAUUAUUGCCAAGAGAUGAACAUUUCACUAGGUUUCACUGGUCUGAUCUGUUGGGUGUGGCUUCCUGGAAAAUAUGGUGAGAAGAAUUCUGAUAAGGAUACAGCUGAUAAGAAAGUGCGGAGAUUGAUUAGUAAUGUCUGCCUUGGACUGGGGAAGAGGAAAUGGCAGUAUGGCUGCCACAUCUUAAAUCUUGUUUUGUUGUUAAAAUAUGCUUCCCCAAAGAUUUCCAUAGUGUGCUUUUGUUUCUUUGACAUCCUUCUCCAUGUCAGCCUUGAAAGUCUUUCUGUGCGUAUAUGUAUGAAGCAUGCAUGUGUAUAUGUUUUGGUGUGUGCAUAUGGAAGCCAGCAAUCACCAGUGGGUGUCUUCCUCCAUUCCUUUAAAAUGUAUUAUUUUUAAAGAUUUAUUUACUUUAUGUUUUGCCUGAAUGCAUGCAUAGGUGCCAUGCGCAUGCCUGUUGGAAUGCUUGGAACUGGAGUUAUAGGUGGUUAUGAGCUACAAUGUGAGGGCUGGGACUCAAACCCGGGUCUUCUACAAAAGCAACACAUUAAAAGACACCUAGUAACUAUUUGAGCUAUCUUUCCAGCUCUGCCAUUGUGCAUUUUUUAGCAUUUAUUUUAAAAUUUUAUGUGCAUGUUUUUGUUGUUUUUUUGUUUGUUUGUUUUUGCCUGUAUGUCUCUGUGAGUGUCACGUGUAUGCCUGGCACCUGUGGAGGCCAGGGGGGCCACUGAAUCACUUGGGAAUGGAGUCCACAUGGAUCCUCUGGAGGUAGAGCAAGAGCUCACUGCUGCUGAGCUGUCUCGUGAGUGCUCAACUUAAUUUUUGGCAGACCCUGCAGCGAGUCUGGAGCUCAGCACGAGGCUGAGCAGCAAGCUCUGAGGAUCUGCCUGUCUCUGCCCCACCCUGACCCCAACUGCUGGGGUUAUCGACUACACUGUGGAUGCUGGGGAUCUGAACUCAGGUCCUCAUGCGUGUGUGGCAAGCAGUGUGUCUACUGAGCCAACCCCACCCCCAAUCAAGAGUCUUUACCAUCUCCAUUUAAUGCAGGAGAAAAUGGUGGUUCUGAAAGGCUCAUGUUUUGUGGCUGGUGGGACUAAUGUUGACUCUCUCACCUCUCAGGCCUAGCCCCUUUCCCUCCAUUGAACCAAACAGCCUUCUUGUCCAUAACCUGCUAUCGCCUUCAACUUGGAUACACUGGGCUGCUGAGAGAUAAAUUUGACCCCACAAGUUUUCUAUUGCAGUUCACACUAUACCUGGAAUAUAUUCUUACUUAUGCUCUGUCUUCUCGGGCCUUCUCGUGGCCCAGAGAACCUGUGCUAGUAUGUGGGCUCCUUCUACACCAGUUCUUGUCACCCCCUUCCUGCCUGGGGUUUUCUGGUAGACACAGGAGUCCCUGUACUCUACCUGUUUCCACCAGGGGAAAGGUAAUGGAACAGAGCCCGUUCCUCUGACCACCGAACCCUAGAAGCUCAGCCAGCUGUGUGUCAGCAUCUGGGAAGUGGCAGAGUGUCUCCCAACAAGCAAGCUGAGUUGCAGAUGCUUCUUGAACGACUGCCCAUCCUGUUCUCCUGUAGCAUAUUUGAUUAAAAACACAAGUAAAUACAA
This is a messenger RNA of Grammomys surdaster, 5754 nucleotides long. RefSeq names its product V-set immunoregulatory receptor (gene Vsir). The transcript is spliced from 7 exons. The record is from RefSeq and is a predicted model, not a curated record. NCBI's taxonomy places the organism in Eukaryota, Metazoa, Chordata, Mammalia, Rodentia, Muridae. Gene Ontology annotation, cellular component: plasma membrane. Gene Ontology annotation, biological process: negative regulation of CD4-positive, alpha-beta T cell proliferation; positive regulation of regulatory T cell differentiation; regulation of immune response. Bases 107 to 1045 code for a protein of 312 amino acids.